AUGGCGCUUGACUUUGGCGCGAACGACAUAAUUGCUGGUGUCGCCUUAGCAAAGAAGAUCUAUGAAAUCAACUUCGUAGAAGACAAUAGAGCCGGUAAGUGUGAAGACUGGUCCCAGGUAGAGCUCGUUCUGACUGUUACAGACUACCGAUUCCAGAACUUCCGUAAAGAAAUCAAGGAUUUUGAAAAGCUUCUCAAACAGCUCGACACCUCGUUGGCAGAGGCGGCUAGGCGUUACCAGAAUGGCGCCCUCGCCGCUCAAAAGGGUGCCCAUCACCCUGGCGAGCAAGAGUUCGAGAGGGAGCGUCAACGCAUGACCGGAGAUUUUGAGGAGACUCUGAAAGAAUGUCAAGUCUUCCUCCUAAAGCAUCGAGGGCUGCUCGGGAAAAGGAGCAACUUUGGUGACAACAUGCUGUGGCAUGCGACCCAGCAAGAUCAAAAGAUCGAUUCGUUGCGCAGUCGCAUCCACAUGCACUCGACGAAGAUCAAGCUCGUGAUUGACCGACUCAGCAUCGACCUCUUGACCAACUUCGAUGCUAGGAUCGACGACCUGUUCGACAUCUCUCUGAGGACAGUGAAUCUGCAGAAAGACAUGCAGCAAGAAAUGAGAAAGUUCCAUGCAAGCUUGGUUGGUGUCCUUGCCGGUCUUGAACCAGCGGCCUCACUUGGGCCCGAGGAUACAUGUCAUGCGAGCCCAGCGAUCGAAGCCAGAUUCGAAGAAUCAAUGAGAGUGUUCGCUCCUCCUGCCCUGGCGACCAGCGGUGAAUUUCCAUUAAGCGAAGGGUUUGACGCCCUACUCCUACACUUCGAGCAGAGUUUCGAAGGCAGAGAACAAACCCCGGAGAUGUACUUGUCGCUGCUGAAGACACGGUGGUUGCUUGCUCGCCUCAAGAAGAGCAAGGGUUAUACUCGUGCUUGCGCAGCCUAUUACUACAAACGUGCCGUGCACCAGGUCGAGCAGGCAAUUGAGAUCCGUCUCCGGGAUCAAGACAUCAUGUCAUACAGCGAUGAGAUACUGAUGGCCCUUCCCGAGUCGAUGUUCUUAAUUUGGACUCCGCCGGAAGAGGAGGAAGUCGCGCCUGAGCUUGAUCUUACCGCGGCCCAGGCGAACGAACAGGAGCUUCUUCGCUUGCAGCUCGCCUCCAGGAACGACCAGCCGUCGGAGUCGCUGAUGCUUUUUCGGCGGUCAACAACCGACUUCCGCCUUGUACAUGAGAAGAUCACGGCCGAAGGGCGCGAGGUUGUUUACCCUCUCAUGAUCUACACCGAACAAGACCAAUUGAUCCCACGUUAUGCCAUGCCGACCUUGAAAGACCCAUGCUUCGAGCUGGCGGUCUACUAUCGAAAAUUAGAGUAUCUCUUCAAGUUCAAGUGUCUGGAGGACGCCCUCGCGACCCAGACGGCAUUGACGGGGUACGAUGUCUCACAUGACCAGUCAAACAUCACCUGCGAAUUCAACAAGGCUGCUGCUGCUCUCGAUUGUAAAGCGCGGGUACAACUCUGGCAGGAUCCCAUCCCAACUCCGCAAGCCCCUGAUGCGUCGUCGGUCGGAUCACCGACAGAGUCGUUCAGUAAUCAGAGUGCCCGUUCGCGGCAGAGCAGCUAUAUCGAGUCGAUUGGGGCUUCUGCCAGCAUCAGCCAAGUCGGUGACGGGUUGGAGGCAGAAAGCAUCAGGCACCCGGCGUUGUUGAUGACGACCCAGUUCACGGACGAAAAGCAUGGCCAGAGAUUUGCCAUCAUGUUCGUAGACCUGGAGACGUCCAUCAACAUCGACACGAGCAUGUGCAAGUGUCACUCCAACUACGACAACUGUUCUUACAUUUGCCUCCGCCGACGGGGCAACAAGCCGAUUCCCAUCCGGAUCCUAUUCACCGAGUGUAACGAAAGAGGACUUCCCGAUCCCACCACCUUUAACCUGUUGCCGUUCCGACUGCCCCGAGGCGAACAGUUCCGGAAGCUCGAGGUCAAGGAAACACAACACAUCCUCCUCAGGUUCAAAACCCUGGCCGAGAAGGACAGGUUCCACCACGAGCUUCGGAUUAGGUUCUACAUACGAGCCAAGCAGGUGACCGACCAACACAAUGCACUCAGGGAGAUCGCCCACCGCCAGGACAGACCGGUGAGGGCAUUCACCUCGGAUCCUGGAGCCUCUCUGGGCCCUCGAAGGUCCACCACCAGUACCACUUUCAGCCAAACGUCUGCCCCACGGAUCGAUCUCGACCACGACUGGGGUUUCGAGGUCUCUUUGAAUGGCGCGGAAUCGGAACACUCUCCCAGCACGGCGACACCGAGGAGAAACACGAAAAGGCAAUCUACCAUCGACAAAGAGCUCGGAACACGUCCUCUCGAUCCGUCACCGCGGGCCAACACGGCGCAGACUGGUUUUACGAAUCCAGACCGGAGGAACACCAGGACCAGCUCGAAUGCACAGUCCAGUGUGAGUGUCUCGUCGAAGUCAGGAGAUGGUUGGGCCGCGGCGAAGAGUAUGUGGAAGAAAUUGAAGCUCUAGACCCCGAGAUUUCGUUGCGGAAUGGUGGAUGGGUCUUUUUUUGUAAACGAACGAUGAUUUAUGAUGAGAUAUCCAUGGGGUUUUUCUAUGUACACAUUUCCAAUCGGAGUUAUAGUAUGGGUUCAC
Molecule: messenger RNA, 2634 nt
Organism: Exophiala oligosperma
Lineage: Eukaryota; Fungi; Ascomycota; Eurotiomycetes; Chaetothyriales; Herpotrichiellaceae
Exons: 1
Coding region: 1-2508 (835 amino acids)
Source: RefSeq, a predicted model, not a curated record